Molecule: messenger RNA, 2404 nt
Organism: Solanum dulcamara
Lineage: Eukaryota; Viridiplantae; Streptophyta; Magnoliopsida; Solanales; Solanaceae
Exons: 9
Coding region: 74-2164 (696 amino acids)
Biological process (GO): positive regulation of transcription by RNA polymerase II
Molecular function (GO): metal ion binding; transcription cis-regulatory region binding
Source: RefSeq, a predicted model, not a curated record
UAUUUUAGUCAUCAGAGGCCAAAACCCGAAAAGAUCAACCCAACCCCCUUUUGUCUAAUCUCUGUGGAAUUUCAUGUCCAUCUUGCCCUCCCAUAGCGACAAUCAUUCAGCUUCCUCUUCUUCGUCUUCUUCUCCAAACCCUAACUCCAAUCAUGGAUCCAAACAACUCUCUCGCCAUUCCGAAAACUUCUCAGGAAACAUGGCUACCACUGCAUCUGCCUCUGGUGGAUCCUCCAAAAAGGUGAACUACUCCAGUAGCAGUCGAGAUGCUUUCACAAGUUCACGACGCCAUAACAGUGAUCCUUCCGACCAGUUUGGUCCUCAAGGAGUUGUUACCCGCUCAGCUCCAAGAAGAACCCAGAUGGUUAGUGGAAACCACUUACUGAAUUUUCAGUAUGAUCCCAUUUCUCGCCCACAAUCUAGGUUGCCUCCUCCUAGGAGAUACGUCAAGAGAAAGCCUUACAACAAAGACUUGUUUCUUCAAGCAAAUUACAAGUUUGUUCUGUUGGAUUCAGGCAAUUACACCCCUGAGUCAAUGGAUCCAGACAAAAUGUUACAAUGGGAGGAUAUUGUUUGUGUGAGAUAUUCCACUCCAUUUCAUGUGCAAUGCCCCAUAUGCUUAGAGGAUCCUUUGUGUCCUCAGAUAACUUCUUGUGGUCAUAUCUUUUGUUUUCCCUGUGUUAUGCAAUAUUUUAUGAUCUCUGAAGAAGAUGACCAUAAAGAUGAUUUCAAGAAGAAAUGCCCCUUGUGUUUUAUGAUGAUAUCUUCAAAGGAUUUGUACACCAUUCAAAUUGAGAAUGUUAAGCAACACCGUGUUGGUGAUGUCAUUGAAUUUUUCCUCUUAACCCGUUACAAGGAUUCGUUUACGUCAUCUUUGAAAAAUAAUGAUGGCAUUUUUGGUGGAGAGGAUGUUCAAAAGUCAUUUUCUAAAUUCAUAUUUACGUCAGAUGUUGACCUUUCUGUCCGAGAGGCAAUGUCUGAUCUUGAUAGUUGGUUAGCUCGAGCAGAUUCAGGCUUAGUUGAUGACUUGGAGAAACUUCCGUUUGUCUGUGCUGCAAUGGAACAAUUGGAGCAGAGGAAGACGUACUGGAAUAGGCAAUAUAUUGCUAUCCAAAAUAGCAAAUCUGACAAAGAUAAUCGUUUGGAGAAGCGCACUUAUACUUCUCAGUCUACAGAAAGUGUUCAGGCCCAUUCUGCUGGACAAUCUACUCCUGUAACGCCAUCCAGUCAUCCAACAGACAAGCCAAUAUUGCAGGAGAAGUCAAUUCUCAAUAAGGUAGUGAGGGACUCUCAGCUUAUUCAAGCUGCAGAUGUUGAAUCAAUAGAAGAACAUGUUGGGUCUUCAUUGUCCUUAUAUGACAAUAACAAGAGCCUACAGAAAGACACUAGUGGCAUUACACACAGAGAAGAGAUCAGCUCCUACAGUUUCUACCAGGCAGUUGAUGGUCAGCACCUUAUCCUCCAUCCACUGAACAUGAAGUGCCUUCUGCAUUACUACGGUGGCUAUGAUUGUCUUCCUAACAGAAUCAGUGGAAAGAUUUUACAAAUGGAGUCUGUGACGCAAUCGGAGGCCAUGAGAAGGCGCUACCGCUUCCUAAGUCAUUUUUCUUUGACAACAACAUUUCAGCUUUGUGAAAUUGAUCUCAGCAAGAUAAUGCCCAUGGAUGCACUUUCUCCAUUUAUGGAGGAAAUCAGAAGUAGGGAAAAACAAAGGAAGUGGCUAGUUAGGAAGGAAAGGCGUGAACAAGUUAAAGCUGAAGCCAUUGGAAUGCACUUCGAGCCUUUUCCUUUUAACUUUUCAGAACCUUCUUUCACAGAACAACCUACUUUCACUAGCGAUGACUUCGAAGCUUUGGGAAGUACGAGUGUAACUGUAACAUCAUCAAGCUCCCCUGUGCCUCGAGGCAGGCAGCUGUUCUCCAAUGUUGCAAGGCUUGGUUUUGCCGCUGGAUGUGAUCCUCCAGCGCUGAAGAUGGAUGAGUCUGCACGUGAUUCUUCUGUUGCAGCUGGAACGAGGAGUUCUGGAAUCCUGUCCUUUGCAAAUGUAAUGUCCAAAGCAAAAGCUGUUGAAGGUCCCAAUGCGUCUAAGUCAAAUGAUGCAGGGAAGAGAGGGAAGAAGCAAAAUCGGAUCCUAAUGUCAACGUCUGGUGGUAGACGUUACUGAAUUUUGAAGGGACAUGAUGAGGAAAUCUAUCUGUAUAUUUAAGAGAUGUUUUGCCUUUUAAUAGGAACCGAGAUUUGUUAGUUUUUACUCACCUAGUAGGUUUGAGCAUGGUGUUUUGGUAGAGUGUUGUGAAGAAGUUGUAGGGUCAACUGUUUUUGCUUCCUGCAUCAUCUUCCUUUUUUAGUUUUUACUCUGUUUCUUUUCCUUCCAUAAAUGGUAAAACUAAACACGAAGCCGAAA